AUGGGCACCCGUGACGAGGUCCCCCCAGCCAAGGUUCUGGCUUCAGAGGCUGUGUACUGUGGGAGUGUCCCUCGGACCAGAGCUGGGCCCCAUGUGCUCCCGCCUGCAAGCAUUGCCUCCAAUGUGCCAGCUUAUGGAGAAGCUUCCCUGCAGCCCAUGCCGAGCAUCCUGCUGAGCAACGAGGAGCCGUCACAGUCACAGCUCUUGAAUGCACCUGGGGACCGGGGCAGCCUCAAACUGGAUGCCCCUUUGAAGGGCUGGCAGGCCAGGAAUGGUCACCCCAGGAACCUUGGGAACCUGUCUUUGGGGUCCCGCCACCUGGCGCCCCUCCUCUCACUGGAGUCAGAGACCAACAGCGUGGCCCGGGACACCACCCAGAUCAAGGACAAGCUCAAGAAAAGGAGGCUGUCAGAAGGCUUGACAGCGUCUUCCCGAGCCUCUCUGGAUUCUGGGGCAGGCCCCAGAGGAGGUCCCCUGAGGAGCGCCAUCCCUCGCGGCACUUCUCAGAGGCUACUGAGGGUCUCCAGGCCGAUGCCACCCAUCCAGAGCAUCCCCACCACCCCUGAGGCCAGUGGAGCCAAGGAGAGGGACCUGGACCCUCCCCGGAGUAGUCAGGGUCCCCAGGAGCUUAGACCUGGUGCCCAGCAGGUGCAGAUCUCCCCUCAAUACCUGCACUGCAAGGACGAGAAGAUGCAGAGGUCGCUGGGAGGCCUCGUGAUUCCGCCUAUCCCCAAGGCUGGGCUGCCCUCGGGGACCUCCUCCUGCAUGCCUGGCUCUCUUCCCAGCCCACUACUGCCUGGCCGGGAUGUCUCCACAGGCCUGACGGCCCCACACAUACGAUUUGUUCGGGAGAGUGGGCCUCGUGAGAAGACCCCGAAAUCUCUGGAGCCAAAACUUGUGGCCACACCCAUCAGGCGCAGGUCUGCCACUGCUGAGAGGCCCACCUUGCCUUCAUCCCAGUCUGCUCCUUUGCUGACAGCCUUCUCCUUCGGCCAUGCCAAAGAAGCCCACCCCUUGCUGAAAGAAGAGGACCAGAAGGAAACCAGCACCAAGAUCCAAGUCACCAUCUCCAAGUCUGCCCAGGAGAAGAUGCGGCUGAAGCAGAUGAAGGAGAUGGAGAUGUUGCAGAGGGCGGAGGAGCCGGAGAGGGAGCAGGAGCUGGCUUCCCAGAGCCGGGGCUGCCGGAGAACCUUAAUGAAGGAAGGCCUCCUUCCCCUCCGGGGCAGCGGGACCCUGUCUGUGGCCACAGGACUGAGCAGCCCACACAGAAACAACCUGAGCAUCAUCCCGAGGAAGCGAGCCAGCCGGUCCUCGCUGCCCAGCAUCCCCGUCAGCAAGCAGGAGCCCAGCUUUGCCCGCCAUGCUUCAGCUCACUCGUUACCUGCGGUGCUCACUCUGGGGUCUCCUGAAUGGGAAGAGGAGGAGGAGACAGAUCCCAGGGCCUUUAAGGAGUUGAGGCCUUUCUUGAACCCGGAGCUGGGGUUGGUGGAUGCCCUCCAGUGCCUCAACAGCAGCGACUGGCAGAUGAAGGAGAAGGGCCUGGGGAGCAUCCGGCGCCUGGCUGCCUGUCAUGCAGAGGUCCUCGCCGGAAGGCUGCAUGACGUGUCUUUGGCAGUGACCGGGGAGGUCACCAACCUCCGCUCCAAGGUGUCCCGCCUGGCCAUCAGCACCCUGGGAGACCUCUUCCGGGCCUUGAAGAAGAAUAUGGACCAGGAGGCGGAGGAGAUCGCCCAAUGCCUGCUCCGGAAGAUGGGGAACACCAGCGAGUUCAUCCAGAGAGCAGCCAACCGGUCCCUGGGGGCCAUGGUGGAGAAUGUGACCCCUGCUCGCUCCCUGGUGGCCCUCACCUCAUCGGGCGUCUACCAUCGAAACCCCUUAGUCCGGAAAUGCACUGCUGAGCACCUCUCGGCUGUCCUGGAGCAGAUCGGCGCUGAGAAGCUUCUCUCAGGCACCAGGGACAGCACAGACAUGCUGGUGCAUAACCUGGUGAGGCUGGCCCAGGACUCCAACCAGGACACCAGAUUUUAUGGCCGGAAGAUGGUGAAUAUCUUGAUGGCAAACACUAAGUUUGAUGCAUUUCUGAAGCAGUCCCUGCCAUCCCAUGACUUGCAGAAGGUCAUGGCAGCCAUCAAACAGCGGGGGAUAGAAGAUAAUGAUGAACUUCCAUCUGCCAAAGGCCACAAGGUUUCGAGGAGUCUGGUGGUGUGUGAGAACGUGUUGCCCAUCGAGGAGGGGCUCGGCCCCAGUGGCCCCCGGCUGGCAGGGCUGCGUUCCUCCCUGCGGGGUGGCGUGGAGAUGGUGGAGCAGCUGCGGGCGCUGACGCGGCUGCUGGAGGCCAAGGAGUACCAGUCUCGGAUGGAAGGCGUGGGGCGGCUCCUUGAGCACUGCAGGACCAAGCCAGAGGUCAUCGCUGCCAACCUGGUCCAGGUCUUUGAUGCUUUCACCCCAAGGCUUCAGGAUUCCAACAAGAAAGUGAACCAGUGGGCGCUGGAGUCCCUCGCCAAGAUGAUCCCUCUCCUCAAAGACAGCUUGCAGCCCAUGCUGCUCUCCAUCGUCGUUGCUGUUGCAGACAACCUCAACUCCAGGAACUCGGGGAUUUAUGCUGCCGCCGUGACUGCACUAGACACAAUGAUUGAGAGCCUGGACAACCUCUGCCUCCUGCAAGCGUUUGCUGGGCGGGUGCGUUUCCUGAGUGGCCGAGCAGUGCUUGAUGUCACAGAACGCCUGGCAGGUGAGCUUCCCCCAUCCUGCCAGCCCAGCCCUGUAGUCCCUCUCUGUUCUCUCCUGCCUGGGUUGAACCAUCCACUUGCUUAUCUUAGACCCGAGAUAAUCCCCACAGAGCAUUUCAAAUUUUUGAUAAUCUGCUAUUUUGAGACAAUUUCCACAUUGCCAGAAAACAAGCUUCAUUUUUUGUCAAAAUGA
Galeopterus variegatus (Sunda flying lemur) is the source of this 2922-nucleotide messenger RNA. It is a transcript of the gene TOGARAM2, whose product is annotated as family with sequence similarity 179, member A. Gene Ontology annotation, biological process: microtubule cytoskeleton organization. Lineage: Eukaryota; Metazoa; Chordata; Mammalia; Dermoptera; Cynocephalidae. Gene Ontology annotation, molecular function: microtubule binding. The record is from RefSeq and is a predicted model, not a curated record. Gene Ontology annotation, cellular component: cilium; cytoplasmic microtubule.